Molecule: messenger RNA, 1491 nt
Organism: Annulohypoxylon maeteangense
Lineage: Eukaryota; Fungi; Ascomycota; Sordariomycetes; Xylariales; Hypoxylaceae
Product: Sucrase/ferredoxin-like-domain-containing protein
Exons: 2
Coding region: 149-1204 (351 amino acids)
Source: RefSeq, a predicted model, not a curated record
GGAAACUCGGGAGACAAUUAACAAACGAACCGCAGCACACCUAUUACAAAAGUCGAGUCGACCAAAUUUCCAUCAUCCUUUAAGCUGACAUGGCUAUUACUAGAGAUAAUUGUUCUAUGACAGGUCGCGAUCCUGUUUUAUCAUUUCAAUGUCUUUGCGACCGUUAGCCAGAGGAGCGUGGAGGCGCGCCGCAUCUAGAAGACGAACGAACAUCGGAAUCCCGAUAGCCACGCGGCGAUGUUUAAAUACGGUCCCGAAAUGCCCUGAGCCGACCUGCGAUUGCGCUGAUACGCCAUCGAUGCCCUGGGGAAAGGGUAUUGAUACGAGCGCUAAUCUAAAUGGCCUCAUAGCGUCAUAUGCGCAACAGGUUCUGAUAUGCACUGGCAAGGACGAUUGGUCGUCGCGGAUAGAGGAGGAUAACAGCGGAGAUAACUUGGCUGCGGACUUGAAAGAGCUGAUCGGUCGAGGAGGUGUUUACAGCGACCCAUUCCAUAAUGUCUCUAUCGUAAACGCUUCCUUCCCCUCUGCGAUCUCUAGACGACCGGAGGUACAGACGUCAUCCGUCUACCUUGUCCCCAGCUUCAAAUACAUCCCGUUCCUCCCAAGAGUGUCAUUCGACUCCGUACAAGCCUUAGUAAAGGGCUACUUACUGCCGGAGAAGUUACAUCCGAUGAAUGAUGGAUUAUCCCCGAUACAUAAGGACCGAUUAACACGGAAGGAGACGUAUCAGCAAUUACUAUACGGAGUGCGCGAUGUAGAGGACGUUCUCGUUCUAAUAUGCGGGCAUGGAGAGCGGGACAAGAGAUGUGGUAUCUACGGACCCAUCUUGCAAGAGGAAUUUGAAAGACAAUUACCUCGGGCGGGAAUAGACGUCCUUCAAGGGCCGGCACUUGACGAAGGUAUCACUGCACCGCAACUCUCUGGCACUACAUCAGAAACACAAACACAGAACACGGCAAGAAUUGCUCAGAUCAGCCAUAUCGGCGGUCACAAGUAUGCCGGAAAUGUUAUUAUCUACCUACCGCCAAAGUUAAAGAACAGCGCGGGUAACGAACACCCCUUAGCCGGCCAUGGAAUCUGGUACGGUAGGAUAGACCCGAAACAUGUAGAGGGGGUCAUUAAGGAGACCAUUUUAAAUGGCAAUGUUAUCGCCGACCAUUUUAGAGGAGGGAUCAAUCAAAAGGGAGAGAUCCUUAGAAUAUAGAUGUUAUAUAUGUGGGAACACUGCGAUGUUAUCACGAUACGAUAGACUCGCGGUCUUGUAUGAUUAUUCACGAUCAAACUCCCCGACUCAUGAGAAACUUGCUUGGAAUGAAACGGAAUAGAAAAAUUACGACUCUCAAGGGGGUAUUUACAGUGAGGUGCCAGACCAGUGCGGACGCCCCAUAUUUACCUCUGUUAUUGACAUAACAGCAACUAGGAUUUUAUCUAUUCUACCUCAUUCAAUUCUACUAGAAUCUCAGCUAGAAUAAGAUUUAAAUAAUUCCUUAA